UCUUCCCGGGGCCGUCCCACAGUCCGAAUUGAAGUUAUCAGACAGCCAGGCACAGGCCACUCACCUCCCUCCUUUCUCCUCUUCUUCUCCUUCUUACUUAUUUUCUGCAUCUUAUCGCAAUCCCGUCAUCAUUCCUGUAUGGUGGAUAUUAUUUUUAACUCUUCUUUCUUGGGUGAUAUGGGGGAUCAUUCCAAAAAGAAGUCCGGAUUCGCGAUGUGUGUAGGCUGUGGAAGUCAGAUACAUGACCAGUACAUACUGAGAGUUUCCCCGGACCUGGAGUGGCAUGCAGCCUGCCUGAAGUGUGCAGAGUGCAGCCAGUACCUGGAUGAGACAUGCACUUGCUUCGUACGGGACGGAAAAACAUAUUGCAAAAGAGAUUAUGUAAGGUUAUUUGGAAUAAAAUGUGCAAAAUGUAACCUGGGAUUCAGCAGCAGUGAUUUGGUGAUGCGAGCCCGGGACAACGUGUACCACAUCGAGUGUUUCAGAUGUUCCGUGUGUAGCAGGCAGCUCUUGCCGGGGGAUGAGUUCUCUCUCCGGGACGAGGAGCUGCUGUGUCGGGCGGACCACAGUUUACUAAUGGAGCGGAGCUCCGCCGGAAGCCCAAUCAGCCCCGGACAUAUCCACUCCAACAGAUCACUACACUUAGCAGCAGAGCCGGUGACAGUACGGGCACCACACCGAAACCACGUCCACAAGCAGUCAGAGAAGACAACACGAGUGCGAACCGUUUUGAACGAGAAGCAGCUCCACACGUUACGGACCUGCUACAACGCCAAUCCGCGGCCAGAUGCGCUAAUGAAGGAACAACUGGUGGAAAUGACCGGCCUCAGCCCAAGGGUUAUUCGAGUUUGGUUCCAGAAUAAAAGAUGCAAAGACAAAAAGAGAUCUAUUCUCAUGAAGCAACUUCAGCAGCAGCAACACAGUGAUAAGACUGUAAGCAUCUUCAGUCUACAGGGGCUCACAGGUACGCCUCUGGUUGCCAGAAGCCCUAUCAGGCACGACAACACGGGGCAGGGUAACUCGGUGGAGGUGCAGACCUACCAGCCGCCCUGGAAAGCCCUCAGCGAGUUCGCCCUGCAGAGUGAUCUGGACCAGCCGGCCUUUCAACAACUGGUAUCUUUCUCGGAAUCGGGUUCAUUGGGAAACUCCUCCGGCAGCGACGUGACUUCUCUGUCAUCGCACUUACCCGACACCCCGAACAGCAUGGUACCCAGUCCCGUGGAGACGUGAGACCAGGCCACCAGCCUCGGUCCCAGGCCUAGCAUGUUCCCGCCCCGGUCCCCGGUCCCCUGCAUGUGACCAGCUCAUCACAGCGUCCUAAAGACAGAGGAGUCGUUUCGGACAUGGAGAGGAAAGUGACAUAUUCUCAAUUUUGAACAAUUACCUAACGGCACUAUAAAGCAACGCGUACGAAAGCCCUUCUUCUUAAGACUCAGUUCAGCAUUUUUGAGGAUAUCAGUGACAAAACAAAAACCGAACUUCGUUGCAUGAACCGAAAGAAGACAGAAGAUUCUCGUGAUGGAUUUACAAAACAGCCUCCCUCCAUAUUACAUUGGAGCCAUUUGAUGUCGAACCAGGUGGACAUUCUGCAAUUCAUUGUGAAUAUAUCGUGUCUUGGUUUCUUUAUGUGAUUUUUGAUACAUUUAUUUCGUUAUCAAGUCCAUAGAUUCGUGUGUUUGUCUUAAAAAGGAGCAUGAUUUCCGAAGAUUAUAUAAAACAGAUUCUUGUUGUUAAAUAUUUGAUCUUAAUAGUAAGAGGGCAGGUUGUUUGAGCCUCUCUAACAAAAGUAAGUUAUUAUUAUUUAUUGUCAGGACAACGAUUCAUAAAGGAAUUAAUAACUGAUCAAAAAUAAACGGUUAAAUCUUUAUAAUGUCUAAGGUACAGUCUUUGCAUAAACUCUUGUAGAAUUUCCCAAGAUAGGCUUACACCCCGUUCCCUCACUCAGCCUGUGACAUGCAGUUAAUCAAGUUGACCAGUGGUUAUUUGAGCUCAAAACCUUCAACCAAAGGUAUUCCCAAAACGAGUAUGCUUCACGCAAACCUUAUAGGCCCCCAGUUCCCCGAGCUUCUAAACCACAGAGGUGUAGGCCUAUAUACAACAAGUCAAACACCAAUAUAUUGCUGAAUUUAUCAAAAAUAAUAAUUGUGCUAACAAGGUGAAUAAGUUUACAAUCGGUUUUAGUUCCCUAUUUAUCCCUGCAUUAGGCUUUAAUUAAACCACUGCAAAAAGUAGGCCUAUUCAAAUUGCGAUACAAAAGGAUGGAUUAAAACGUCAAUGAUCGAAUACUGAGGGUCCAUUGAUGAAAGCAUUUACAUAUAAAUGUUGAAUGUUAUGACUAUUAUCAGGAUAAUCUGAUAGGCCUAUUGAUUUGGGGAAAAUAUUUAUGAUCAUGUGAUUAUGUUAUUUUUAUAUGCAAGCUAUUUAAUCAUUUUAACUUUAAAAAACAUUGGAGCUUAAAACUUGCAUGUGGAAUGAACAAUAAUACUUUUUUAAAAGUAAAUAAGACAACCUCAAUUUGAGGGUUAGCGCAGCCUACCUAAUGCUUAACAACAGUUUUUCUGAGGCUGGGAGAUUGGAAUCAAGGUGGAUUGGCUUCUGGUCAUUUACUUUCUAGGGGCGAAUUUUUGUUGUGAUCAAUCCAGUUUCACUGGUUAAGUCACAAGUCUAGACAGCCAACAAGGAUCAGCGGCUUCUUAUCUGCGCCUGGCAUCACCUGCAAACGAUACAUUGAAUGAAGCCACAACAAACCCACUUCUCUCUUUGGAAAGAGCUAGUUUAGUGGAGAGACCAGCUCGUAAACCCACCCUAAUCUGUCCGCAGUUUAUUUUCAUUCCACUCAGUCAAUUGCGUUAUUACGCACGGGUCAGACGUCUCAGUAAUGACAUCUCAGACCAAGUACCUUUGUGUGUUUUUAACCGGGCAACGCAAAGACUAGGCUACCUGGACACAAUUAGUUAGCACUCAUCAAAUAAUUUGAGAUAAUAGGAACAAUGAACAAAAAAAAAUACAGUAGACUAAGACGAAAUGUAUAGCCUAUUAAUAAUUAGCCCAUUUGUAGUUGGCUAUAAAUUCCGUUUAAAAGUGGGUCUAACUUAUUAUUUUAAUGUCUGACCAUAAUUUCACAGGAUCAAAAUAGACUCAUGAAUGGAACUCUUUAUCUUGUAGAUUUAAUUUAAUUUGUAUUAAACAUCAUUAUCCUAAUUCAACUCAACUAUUGGCUAGGCAUACGAUUUAUUGAUUGAUCGAUUUCAUUAUAGUGUCAUGCAUCUUCAUGAUUCCCAGCCCACAUGGGCUUAUACACUGUAAUAAAAUGAUCAUACUUGUAUAUGGACACACCUACCUACCUACCUACCUACCUACCUACCUACCUACCUACCUACCUACCUACAUCUCUACCUACCUACCUACCUACCUACCUACCUACCUACCUACCUACCUACCUUUCUACCUACCUACCUACAUACAUACAUACAUACAUACAUACAUACAUACAUACAUACAUACAUACAUACAUACAUACAUACAUACAUACAUGCAUUCAUAAACAUUUGCAUUCCCAAUGAAAUUAAAACAACUGAAAACACAAAACAAAAACCUAUAUCUAAAUCGGAAGUUCGAAUGACAAUGGGUAGAUAAUAGAUGUGUAAUUGAGCUGUUUUAGAGACGUUGCAGGAAACAAUGCUGCCUGUUAGAGAUAACCGGAGAUAACUAGAAGUUACUGACAGAGGAAUAACAAUAUUGGUGCAACUAGCCUGGAGAGGAACGUUUCAAGAGACAAAUGUCCUAGAUACACAUUUAUUAUAAUGUAGAUUCAUAACAUUUACAAAGUUGUAUUCUUCACUUUAAGGUAAAACACAUUUCAACCCUAUAUACUCAAAAUGCCUGGAAUAUUUCAUUUCGAUUGUGAAUUAAGAGUAGAAAAACUAGUGUGGGAAAAGGAUAGGCCUAUGGUAAUUUUGUUGGAAUUGGUAUUUCAAACACAAUCGGAAAAUCUAAGCGAGAUCAUGGGUCAAAUUAACAUGUGAACUUUAUCAAACCUUAGUCAAUCUGACCUAUUUCAUUGCGGGAAUAUCAGAGUAGGCCGUAGCAAAAAUAGUGCAUGAUAUCCUGUCGAAUUGGUUGAAUUUCAGAUGGAUUUUAACCUAUACUUCUCAUAUCUAUUGAUAUCUUACCACAUAAAAAUAUUAAAAUACUUAAUAAUAUGAAAUCAUUUUUUAUUAGACUUUUAAUAAAAUACCACACGACAGCCAUCACAUAAUCCUAUAACAUCAACCUGAAUUCGCUUUAAUUGAUGCUUUUCACAGGGCAGCCUGGAGAAGACCAUUGCAUAUUUACAUUUAUUUUAUUACGUUUCCAUUUGAGCUUGCUGAUAACCGGGCCAGUUAAGGCCUGUAUGAUUUAAUCACUAUUGGCAAUACUAAUUGCAAAAGAAAAUAUAAAAUCAUGAUUUACGAAAUUCCAUGAAACGACUGGCCAGUGUAAACAGAACAUUCAAGAAAAGUCAUGCACGCAAAGUUCAUGACAAAAGUUUGGAACGUUCUAAAACUUAAGAUAGUGCAACAUCUAUGUAGUAUCUGUUGUUGAUCUUUUAUCAGCUUUUUAAUGGGCGUGUCUAUCCAUUGCGUUAAACCAGAACCACAACAAACACUAUUAACACCCGUUCCCGGGAGCGUUCUGAGCGCGCGCGCACACACACACACACACACACACACACACACACACACACACACACACACACACACACACACACACACACACACACACACACACACACACACUGAGAUAGGAAAUAUAUGACAUGUAUUAAUGCUAACUAGAGAGACACAAUCCAGAAUUUCAACAUUACAAUAAUAUAUGGUCUAACCGAAUGACAACCCGUUUCUGAGCUAGUCCUGUCAACCAAUGAAUUGAUCCCAUUCUGGAAAAUGAAUAGUUAUGUUUUAGAGGAGUAAAGAAUUACUUGAAUAAUUUCAAUCCAUUUAUUCAGUCAUAUAGUUUACCUUUGCAUUUGCAUCUGUGAUUGCGUCUUUAGUUCAGCGGAUACUUGCGUAAUAUAUAUAAUUAACAUUUUAUUGAUUCCUCACAGUAAUCUGUUUGAGAAAAUAAGGACUGCUUGCCUGCCAUCUGACUCUGUCUAAAAAUAACAGAGGGCAUUUAGUUGCUACCUGGUCACUCAGUGCAACUGGACUCUUCUGAAGGGCAUUGUACCACAUCAUGAAUGAUUGAAUACACCAAACAAUUGACAUAAGUCAAGGUGUGAUGCAACACUCUAAUUGGUUGGACUUGUGAAAUCGAAUAGCAGGUCCUGUUUGGAUAAAUUCCAGCGUGUUGUCCCAGUCCCAUCCGUGGCCGUGCGCAGUGAAUGGAGCAGUACUGUAUAGCGCGGCCGGUUACAGUGGCCCAGACCUGACUCACCAAUGUUCCACACAGAGAAGGGGUGUGUGGUUGGCAUCAUUCUUCCGCUAAUUAGUGUAAUACCAAAUUAGCUCCAAAUAUAAUUAUAUUGGUUUAGCUUAUCAUAAUAAAAGAGCCAAAUACAAACUAAUAAUGCAUAUUUUGGGCUGUCAUAAAACCAUAAUAACUGUUGUAUAAAAAAGAAUGACAGAUACAUUUAAGGUUUAAGGUUUAAUUGAAUAGUAGCCUAUACACAUUUGCAGUUAAAAGAUGAAUGCCAAGGCAUGAGUGUGGAAGAGAGGCCGCCAUACUGACCUGGAAGGAAAAUCUGCAAGUCCAACAUCUCAAGGGAAUCACUCUGACAGCUUGAUUUAAUAUAGAGACUAUGUUUUUUUUAAAAGAGACAAAUAAGGGGUCUGGGAGGAGAGAGUAGCAUGCAACAUUGUAUACUGAGGAAUAACAAUGAAAACUAAGGGUUCAAGUCAGGUUAAAUGAUGAGCAAUGGCAGUUACCACUGAUGUGAUCCAUGCAGAGAAAUGAGAACGGCUUAUUGACCCUUAAUCAACUAUGAAAAGGCUGGGAGGAGUUUACACAAAUAAUGUGUCCCCUUUACAAAGGAAUUUUCACUAUCACUAACUACAUCACACACAGUAGAUAAUAUUAUUGUUCCUGCUUACAAUGGGUUUGUCAAAAUACUGUACGUAUUUUUUGAAGGAUCCUCCUUUUUGUCUUUCGGUAUUUUCCAAUACACAUGUCCACAGCUAAAUGUUAUUUUGACUCCAUCUGUCAACAAAUAAAUUAUG
Molecule: messenger RNA, 6197 nt
Organism: Salvelinus fontinalis (brook trout)
Lineage: Eukaryota; Metazoa; Chordata; Actinopteri; Salmoniformes; Salmonidae
Product: insulin gene enhancer protein ISL-3-like
Exons: 6
Coding region: 139-1230 (363 amino acids)
Biological process (GO): positive regulation of transcription by RNA polymerase II; neuron fate specification; axonogenesis
Cellular component (GO): nucleus
Molecular function (GO): DNA-binding transcription factor activity, RNA polymerase II-specific; cis-regulatory region sequence-specific DNA binding
Source: RefSeq, a predicted model, not a curated record